This is a messenger RNA of Daucus carota subsp. sativus, 1059 nucleotides long. Its product is annotated as rho GDP-dissociation inhibitor 1-like. The transcript has 5 exons. Gene Ontology annotation, biological process: Rho protein signal transduction. The record is from RefSeq and is a predicted model, not a curated record. Gene Ontology annotation, cellular component: cytosol; membrane; cytoplasm. NCBI's taxonomy places the organism in Eukaryota, Viridiplantae, Streptophyta, Magnoliopsida, Apiales, Apiaceae. Bases 194 to 835 code for a protein of 213 amino acids. Gene Ontology annotation, molecular function: protein binding; Rho GDP-dissociation inhibitor activity.
ACACACUAAAAGACAUCCCCACAGAGGCACACAGUUCAGAAUGACCCCACAAAAAUUUACUUUCUUUUAAUUGAGUAAAGGGUUCUUUAAUGUCUGAAAAAUUGAGUUUGUUUAUGCUGUUGUGUAAGAGAGAGGGAGGUUAAGCAGAGAGAGAGAGAGAGAUUUUUGCUAUCUUGCAGAGAGAGAGAGAGAGAUGGAGGGUGGGAAGAGAGAAGAGGCAGGACAGUCAUCUGAGAAGUCUUUUUUUGUUGUUGAUGGUGAUGAUCAAGGAGAAGAUGUUGAAAGAAAUGAGAUUAUUGGUGAUUUUGUUCCUGCUCCUCCUGUUCCUCUCAAAGAUCAGCUUGAAAAAGACAAGGAUGAUGAAAGCUUGAAGAGAUGGAAAGAACAAUUACUUGGCUGUGUUGAAAGCGAUUUGAAUGGACAAAUGGACCCUGAGGUCACAUUCCACUCCAUUGGAAUUCUUUCCGAUGACUUUGGAGAGAUUAUUACUCCUUUGCCUGUCGAAAAAAUUCAGAAUGGUCAACCCCUCUUUACACUCAAGGAAGGAUCUGAAUACCGGCUUAAGUUAACGUUCACGGUACUGCACAACAUUGUCUCUGGCUUGACCUAUACAAAUGCAGUAUGGAAGGGAGGAAUUCAAGUUGAUCGAAGCAAAGGAAUGUUGGGAACAUUUGCUCCACAACGAGAGCCGUAUGUACAUACCUUAGAAGAGGAAACUACUCCAUCUGGUGUGCUUGCAAGAGGGGUAUACACUGCAAAGCUCAAGUUUGAAGAUGACGACAAAAGAUGUCAUAUGGAGCUCAACUAUUCCUUUGAAAUAAAAAAGCGAUGCUAGGGAGGUGCUUUUGCAAGUCUGAGUUCUUCAUUGUAGAAGCAUGUUUCCUUUUGGGGAUCAAUUUUCCCGGUUCAUACAUUAUCUGUUAUGCUUGCUUCAAGUACAAUAUCUGUUAUUAGCUGUGAUUCGUUAGUUUGUCAAAAGUUCUUCAUUGGUAAUGUUUCAGAUUGUGAACAAUAAAUUGGUGAUCUUGGUAAUGGUUCAUGUUGACAUCAGUUUCACAA